GUUCACUAUCAGGUCAGGUGACCCAACUGUGAAGAUUCCAAAGCUCGCUCACGUACAAGCAGAGAAGUAAACAGAGACGCAUCAUGGAGGCCGCUGAUCCUCGCUCCUCGAGUGACGACGCGCCGACUAGCAGAGGCGGAUUCCCGGGUGGGGAGAGCAGCAGUGACCGGGACGGCGGGCGGUCCGGAGGGAGCGGCGGUGAGGGCGAGCGGGAGCAACGGGAAAGGGCGACGUUCGAGUGUAACAUCUGUCUGGACACCGCCAGGGACGCCGUGAUCAGUCUGUGUGGACAUCUGUUCUGCUGGCCGUGUCUCCAUCAGUGGUUGGAGACGAGGCCAAGCAGGCAGCAGUGUCCUGUGUGCAAAGCGGGAAUCAGCAGAGAUAAAGUCAUCCCUCUGUACGGCCGUGGCAGCACCAGCCAGGAGGACCCCAGAUUAAAAACUCCACCUCGACCUCAGGGACAGAGAACAGAGCCUGAGAGCAGAGGGUUUCAGGGUUUUGGUGAUACCGGGUUCCACAUGUCUUUCGGUAUCGGUGCUUUUCCUUUCGGCUUCUUCACUACGAUAUUCAACACCAACGACCCGUUCCACAGACCAGAUCCUCACUAUGCAGCCGAUCACCAAGGCAACGGGAACGUUAACAACGGCAACAACUGGCAAGACUCGCUCUUCCUCUUCCUCGCCAUCUUCUUCUUCUUCUGGAUGUUGAGUGUGUGAAUGUGUGAGCAAGAGAACGAGAGAGAUACGGAGAGAAAGAGAGAGAGAUGAUGUCAGGACUGACACACACACACAUACACACACAUACACACACACACACACACACACACACACACGCACACACACAGAUUGUCCAGGACAGAGGAACAGUAUUAAAGACAGUGGGAGUUUAAUGAUUUUUCCAUUAAAAAUAAUAAAGUAAUCGUCUGAUAAAUAACACACACACACACACACACACACACACACACACACACACACACACCUACGUCAUCAUCCCACUGUGUCAUCACUUCAGUUUCAUACCAAAGACAAUUCCACGUCACAUGUUAGCGUAUUAAGCUACAAUUGAUAAGCACAUUAGUGUAAGUAAAGUAUUAUUUACCCCU
Molecule: messenger RNA, 1102 nt
Organism: Tachysurus fulvidraco (yellow catfish)
Lineage: Eukaryota; Metazoa; Chordata; Actinopteri; Siluriformes; Bagridae
Gene: rnf5
Product: ring finger protein 5
Exons: 6
Coding region: 84-716 (210 amino acids)
Biological process (GO): ubiquitin-dependent protein catabolic process
Cellular component (GO): endoplasmic reticulum
Molecular function (GO): metal ion binding; ubiquitin protein ligase activity; ubiquitin-like protein conjugating enzyme binding
Source: RefSeq, a predicted model, not a curated record